AUGAUAUCCUCGGCUGUCCUCAUUCCUGAGGAGCCUCAGGUCGACCCUGCAGACCAACAUGGCUCCCUCAAACGCCGCCAGUCCUCCCUUUCCGAAUCCUCAGAAUCAAAUAAACGCCCCCGCCUCAACUCACAGACGUCAACGGCCGAAACGAACAAUGGCGAAGCGUCGCCAACGGCGCCAUCAGCAACUUCGCCAGCCGCAGUAGGCGCUCCAGGAGGACAGCCAUCGGCGAUGUCGCCUCCUCCGCCUCGCCGGCGACAGACAUCUUCGACUCUGGAACAGGAUAAAUCUCGAAACCGAAGACUUUUCGGUGCCCUACUCGGCACUCUUUCGCAAUCCUCGAACGCAUCGAGAAGGUCGUCCGCAGGGACCAAGAUAAAUAUUCCAACAACGACAUUAAACGAACGACGUGAAGAAAUCGAAUCGCGUCAACGGGAACGCCUAAAACGCGAGUCCCAGGAGAUCGCCGAAUCUGCCCGCGCAAAAAGGCAACAACUUCAGCGCGAGCGACGAGUCGAGCAGUUGCGCUGGGAUGAAGAAGCAAUGAAAUUGCGGCAUAGGAAUAUGAGGGCCGCCGCUGGAUUUUUACAGACCAAGGCAGAGCCACGAUUGUACUAUAAGCCCUGGGAGUUGCGCGACCCGGAGGAAGACGAGAUUAAACAGCAGAUCGAGGAGGCGGAGGCCACGAUUCAGCGGGAGACCGAGGAAUUCGAGGAGAAGAGGAAGUCGAGGGAACAGGAGCUGAAGGAAGAAGAGAAGGAGGCACAGCACCCGCCGGGUCCAACAAGCCUCCCUGGAGAUACCACGAAAGACGAAGGAGACGAUCGCCACGACACAAAAGGCGAGGUUGCCAACGACGCAUCUGGAAACGAACAACCAAAUCAGAUCACAAGUCAAAAGGAUGGGGAAGAUCAAUCCUCCCCCCACGAUGCUUCCGGUCCGCUGAAGGACACCGACCCUGCGGAACACCCAUCGAAAGCCGAGAGGCGGCGCAGCAGCAGUAGCAAAGAGCACGACGACCAUGAUCAUGGCGGCGAAGAACUCGAGCGUGGACAAGAAGACGAUGUAAUAUACUGA
This is a messenger RNA of Fonsecaea nubica, 1080 nucleotides long. RefSeq lists its product as hypothetical. NCBI's taxonomy places the organism in Eukaryota, Fungi, Ascomycota, Eurotiomycetes, Chaetothyriales, Herpotrichiellaceae. The transcript has a single exon. Bases 1 to 1080 code for a protein of 359 amino acids. Gene Ontology annotation, cellular component: catalytic step 2 spliceosome. The record is from RefSeq and is a predicted model, not a curated record.